Molecule: messenger RNA, 1689 nt
Organism: Wasmannia auropunctata (little fire ant)
Lineage: Eukaryota; Metazoa; Arthropoda; Insecta; Hymenoptera; Formicidae
Product: mannosyl-oligosaccharide alpha-1,2-mannosidase isoform A-like
Exons: 3
Coding region: 134-1006 (290 amino acids)
Biological process (GO): N-glycan processing; carbohydrate metabolic process
Cellular component (GO): endoplasmic reticulum; Golgi membrane
Molecular function (GO): calcium ion binding; mannosyl-oligosaccharide 1,2-alpha-mannosidase activity
Source: RefSeq, a predicted model, not a curated record
AAUGGCGUAUGACGGCUGAGGAGCCACGGGUGCGAAACGCGCACGGGUGCUCGAGUUUUCGCGUAUCCGCCAACACCGGGGUGGUGAUCAAGUGCCGCGGUGCGUUGCACGUGUGUAGGUGUGUCGCGGUAAGAUGAGCGCGUCGACUGGCGUGCUGCCGUCGUACCAACGCCUCGCGAACGGCGUACCGGUGCCGUUAUUCUCGAGACGGUCCUUCCGUCCUCGCGAGAAGUACCUGAUCCUCCUGGUAUUCAUGACGUUCGGUGUCGUGUGUUUCGGCGCGUUCUUCUACCUGCCGGAUUUUCGCACCGGCGGCGCCGCCGUGAACAGUGUCUACCGCGUGUACCAGAGCAUGCAGAAGGCCGGACCGGAGCUGCUGCUGCCGGUGCCACCGCGCGCCUCCGGCGACGUCAAGGACUCGCGCUCGUCCGCGUUCGGGCACCCGAACGCGGUGCCACCGGGCCACGAGGGCAGCGAUCAUCAAGACGUGCACCUCGUCGAGGACAAGCAGAAGUUGCAGGCGAAAAUCGACGAGGAGUAUCAGCAACAAAAGACAUUAGAGAAACCGGACAUGGGUGAAUCGCGAGUGCGUACAAGUAGUUCCUCAUCGUUGAUAGUGCACAAGGAAGAAAUGGUUUUGGUGACAGUGCCACCAGCGCUUGCGGAUAAGCUGCCAUUAACCAUCGGUGGAGAGGAUAAGGAUCACAUCGCCAGGCAACGAAGGGACAAAGUGAGAGAGAUGAUGAAGCACGGUUGGGACAAUUAUGUGCGAUACGCAUGGGGGAAAAACGAGUUAAGACCAAUCUCGAAGAGAGGUCACAGUGCCAGUAUCUUCGGUGCCUCAAAUAUGGGUGCGACUAUCGUCGAUGGACUUGACACUCUUUACAUCAUGGGUCUUCACGACGAGUUCAAGCAGGGACGCGACUGGAUUGCCGAGAAUCUGGACUUCGAUAUCGUGAGUACCAUUUUCAAUUACACGCCUCUAUAUUUGCGUAUUUCUCAGUGACGUUUAUCAGCGAUAUACUUAUGCUGAGAUAAUUAUCGAACUUUCAGUAAAUCAUUUUAUAUGUCUUUAAAAGUGGCAUACAAUAGUCCCAUUUAUUAUAAUCCCAUUCUUACAUUUAAUUUAUACUUGUAGAAAUAGUUAAAACAAUUAAUUGAAAUACUCAACUUUUAACAGUUAAAAUAAAUAUUAAAAUAAAGCAACUCCUAUGAGUAAAAAUAAAUAAUUAAAACGAAGAAUGAAAAAGAUGGAUUGACGUGUUCUUUAAAAGGAAUGAUUUUGUUUUAUUUUAAUAUAUCGAUAGAUUAAAUAUUACGAUAAAUAUAUUUUUAUAAAACUCAUAAUAUGACGAAGCACAUAUUACUUUUAAUAAACCUGUCAAAUAUUUUAGUCCCGUGGGAUUUGGCUGACGUUAAUCACGAGAGAUCAUGAGAGAAUUUAACUAUGCUAAAUACAUAUAUCUUUUUCCGUGUUAAAUUUAUUUCUUUCAAAAAAUUAUGAAGGACAGUUUCCUUUUAUGAAAUUAAAUUAAUUUAAUAUAUUUUCUUAAAAGUAAGCAUUCAAAUAAUAGAAAUAUGUUAUAUCAUUCUUGUCAUAACAUUUGAUACGAUGUGAAAAAUAAUUCCAACAGAAGAAUAAAACAUAAAUUUCGAAUUUUAAAUUUGCAAAAACUAAUAUUUUUUCUA